AUGGCUAAAGCCAAAAUCCUCCUAACUGGCGCCACUGGGUACAUAGGCGGAUGUGUCUUGAAUACGCUUUUGAACUCCAAGCUUACUGCUGUGCAAGCGUCGGCGAUCACCUGUAUAUUGAGAAGCGAAGAGAAAGCCAGCGAACUGGAGAAGCGUGGGGUGAACGUCUUUUUUUUCAAAGAUUUGGAUGAAACUGAUAUUCUUGCCGAAGCUGCGGGUGAAAAUGAUGUCGUGAUACACACUGCAUCUGGCUUCCACACCCUUUCCGCCAGAGCCCUAAUCUUGGGGCUUGCGCAGAGAAAGCAACGUACUGGCAGAAAAGUCUAUUAUAUUCACAAAAGAGACCAUGCCGUUCCCUAUGCCCAGCGCUCUUCCGAUAUUGUCGCUACCGAAGUCGGCCUGGAGGUUGGCGUCAAUACGUACAUUCUUAUGAUGCCUACCAUCUACGGAAUCGACACCAACCCGUCGUUCGAAUCUGGUCAUACCCGGUCUCUGAUCCGAGCUGCGCUGAAACUCGGCAAGGUCCCUGUUGUGGGAGAAGGAACCGGUGUCUGGAAUCAUGUCCAUAUCCAAGAUGCCAGUCGGUGUUACGAAAUGUUGUUAAAUCGGAUCCUCCUUGGGCAAUGGGUCCCUAGUGGAAAAGAGGGGAUCUUCUUUGUCGAGGCUGGAGAGCAUACCCUGCGGGAGCUGUUUCAGAGGAUUGCCGAUGCCGGGGUUAAGCUUGGCGCAUUGCAGACUCGUGAUUUUGAGAGUCUCUCGCUUUCUGAGGCCGCAAGACAUCUAGGGAACGGAUGGAAUUUGGUUACAGAGAUUGCAUGGGCAUCCAAUUCUCGGGUCACGGGAGAGAAGCUGAGAGAACUGGGCUGGAAACCUUCAAAGACGAGAGCCGAUUUUGAGGACCAUGCUGCUGCUGACUGGGAAGCUAUGCUUUUGUCUGAAAAGAAACUGAUGGAUUCUUGUCCAGUAUGA
Penicillium arizonense is the source of this 969-nucleotide messenger RNA. RefSeq lists its product as uncharacterized. NCBI's taxonomy places the organism in Eukaryota, Fungi, Ascomycota, Eurotiomycetes, Eurotiales, Aspergillaceae. The record is from RefSeq and is a predicted model, not a curated record. The transcript has 5 exons. The coding region runs from base 1 to 969 and encodes 322 amino acids.